ACAAACUACUUGAAAUGACUGAUAAAGCUUCAGCAUUGCACAGUUUAAUAUAUAAAUGAAAAGUGCCAUAUGCUACUCUCACACCUCAUCAAAAUGUUUCCCAGACUAUUAGCUCUCUUCCUGGUUCUCGGACUAUUCGCAGCUGCUCUAGGUUUAACGGAAGGUGAAAGUAUUAGCUCGCCUGACUACGCCAAGCCAAGCGACGACCUACUCACUCCGGAUUUGUCAUCGAGUGACGCCAUUCUCCGUCAGGCUCUGAAAGAAGCAAUCAUAGAAGAAAAAAUUUCAAUUGACCAGAUCCUGACAGUCGCUCAACAAGACGUGGCGAAACUCAAGUCAUUUAUCGACUCUACCGCCGCCCGUGUCUCAAACGGAGUUGCAGGUGUGGUGAAAGGUGCUUACUCAGAGUUCAACAAAUUAGCUGCGCAACAUCUCCAGCACGCCGGCGCUGUAGGAUCGUGGGCGCGCCGUUGCAUCAGCGGCCUUCAGAGCACGGUGAAUGCAGAUGCCAACUCGCGGGCCAGGGGUGCGGUGCAGUGUGUCGUGUCCCAUGUGGACAGCGCGGUAAACGACGUCCAGACGCUCCUGGGCGUGGCGCAGUCCGCGGAGAGGGACAUCGGCAGCGCCCGAGCGGCCUUGAAGGCCUGCGGCCAGAUCAAGAACGCGCUCAAGAAGGCAGAGUGCGUGACCAAGGCGGCAGCCAAGGUCGCCGCGGAGGCGGCCUCCCUCGGCCUCAAGGUGCAGGGCGCAAUAGCAGACGCUGUCAAGAUCUACAACACCUUCCCGACCGCCGUCGAGAACUGCGAGAGGACGCAGCUGCUGGCAGCUGAGAAGGACGCUUUGGUCUUGGUUGCGAAGCUCGCGACGUGUUGAGUGUGUUGGUUACCCUCCGCGAGAGCUUACGUACAGCUUGCACCUUGGGAUGUAUUUUGCAUGGAUGUGAAUCAUGAAAAUAAACUAUGUGUGCUACGGA
Molecule: messenger RNA, 973 nt
Organism: Bacillus rossius redtenbacheri
Lineage: Eukaryota; Metazoa; Arthropoda; Insecta; Phasmatodea; Bacillidae
Exons: 3
Coding region: 70-873 (267 amino acids)
Source: RefSeq, a predicted model, not a curated record